Acanthopagrus latus (yellowfin seabream) is the source of this 1598-nucleotide messenger RNA. It is a transcript of the gene cdk21, whose product is annotated as cyclin-dependent kinase 21. Gene Ontology annotation, biological process: regulation of G2/M transition of mitotic cell cycle; G1/S transition of mitotic cell cycle; signal transduction. Gene Ontology annotation, cellular component: nucleus; cyclin-dependent protein kinase holoenzyme complex; cytoplasm. The coding region runs from base 104 to 1069 and encodes 321 amino acids. NCBI's taxonomy places the organism in Eukaryota, Metazoa, Chordata, Actinopteri, Spariformes, Sparidae. The transcript has 8 exons. Gene Ontology annotation, molecular function: cyclin-dependent protein serine/threonine kinase activity; cyclin binding; ATP binding. The record is from RefSeq and is a predicted model, not a curated record.
GACGCAGCAUGUGCUGGAAGUGUCAAAUGUGAGCUUUCUGAUUAGUUGGCGAAAAAAAGGGGGUGUGAUUGUCUCACAACCUUGAUGCUAGCUGGCUGCAGCUAUGCCACAUUUUGCUGCGGAUGGACUAUGGAGGGGGGGAAACUCUCUGCAGUCUGAGACCACCAUGGACGUCUGCAGUGAACCGUUGUGCUACGAGCUGCUGGCAGAAGUAGGAAAAGGCUCGUACGGCAAAGUGUACAAGGCCAGAGAGGCGGGCGGGAAACGGCGCCUCCUGGCGGUGAAGAAAUUCAACGUCCACGUCGACACGUCAGAGAGCGGGAUCCCCGCCGCCAUGAUCCGCGAGGUGGCGCUGCUGCGGAGGAUGAUGUUCUUCAACCACCCCAACGUCAUCAAGCUGUUGGACGCGUCUGCAGUACCGGACGGCCGGAGCUUGGACCUCACUCUGGUGCUGGAAUACAUCGACCAGGACUUGUCCACCUACCUGUCCAAGGUUACUGCUCCUGGACUGAGUCGUGACUGUAUUAAGGAUGUGAUGCAGCAGCUGCUGCGAGGACUGGACUUCCUGCACACGAACAUGGUGCUGCACCGUGACCUAAAACCAGAGAACAUCCUGGUCAGCAGCCGUGGAGAAGUCAAGAUCGCAGACUUUGGACUGGGUCGCAUCUACACCUUCAACAUCGCUCUGACUCCUGGUGUGGUGACGCUGUGGUACAGAGCUCCUGAGGUGCUGCUCAACUCUGUUUACAUGUCCUCAGUGGACAUGUGGAGCGCCGGCUGCAUCUUCGCCGAGCUCUUCCUCUUGAGACCGCUGUUCCGAGGAUACACAGAGGUGCAGCAGCUGCAGAAAAUCUUUGAGGGGAUCGGUUUGCCCAGUGAGGAGGACUGGCCUGAGGACAGCCCCAUCUCAUACUCACUCAGCUGGGGAACAAAAGGCUCCUGCAAAAAGCUGCUGCUCAACCUCGGCCCAGACGAGAACGACCUCCUCUCUCAAUGUCUGGCAUUCAGACCGAGCAGUCGCAUCUCAGCCGCCAAAGCCCUGGUUCAUCCUUUCUUCAUGAAGCACUGAAGAUUUCAACCGAACGACGAGUGCAAGAGGAAACGCCGUUCUCGACUCUUCUCUCUGCCCUUCUAACUCGUCUUAAAUCCACCGUACACCCCGUAUCAUGAGAAGCAGUGGUCAGGUUAAACAUCAGUAAAUACGUUAAUAAACACGUUCUACAUGACUUGUACAACGUGGCUCAAAAUCCCUCACACAGUGACAUAUUUGGUGAUAAAUUUCCAAAAUCUGACAAAUGGAUGAGUUAAAUUUGACAAUUUGAGUACAAGCAUGUUGUUAAUAGUACCAAAUGUUGUACCUCUCUGUUGUUGUUGCACCUUCAAGUUGAUGAGUCGGUUUACAUUUUUUCAACCAAGCUUUUCUUUUUGUGUGUUCUAAACUUUUGUACACUGGAGGAUCUCUUUUAUUUUUGUUAAGUCUGCGAAGAUAUUUAUGUUGUGAUCACUGGAGCAGACGGUUGUUCGUAUUGACAGAUUGUACAAGAUAUUUCACUGUUCAUUCAAGAAGCAUUUCUAUAAAUAACUGUCCGUCUGUGUCA